Molecule: messenger RNA, 323 nt
Organism: Emericellopsis atlantica
Lineage: Eukaryota; Fungi; Ascomycota; Sordariomycetes; Hypocreales; Bionectriaceae
Exons: 1
Coding region: 81-299 (72 amino acids)
Source: RefSeq, a predicted model, not a curated record
AUUACUCCACUUGUGACAAUCGAGGCAUCUCUCCUUUAUGAUUCUCUUCAGAGUCGUAUUGCUGACUUGCGAGCACAUGCAUGCAUGACGUAGUGUUGGGGGCCAUUGACACGGUUGGUUGCAUUGCAGUUGGCUUUCCUGCAGCAAACACCUGCGUCACCCAAAGAGGCCUCUUCAUUGCUUACAGUCUCCAGACAGAAGAGGCAUGGAGAAGAACAAAAAGAAGACAAAAACAUACAACAGCCGGUAUUCGCUGGUCGUCACCGACCCAACUACUAAUCAGCCCCUUAGCGGCUUGACUAUGGGAGAGCGGACGGGAUCCC